AACCUAGCCAUUCUCAAAGUUAUGGCUAUCAAAAGAAAUUUUAACCAAUGGAGACAAAGCUUGGUUUCUUCGCACUAUUCAUUUCCUUUUCUACAUUCCUUUUUCCUGCUUUUUCCAUUACCCUUUUUGACCAUGACAUCAAUGAUUGGUGCAACAAAGCCCCUUACCCCAAUCAAGGCAAGUAUUUCAUGAACCAUGGUGCGUAUCAUUUCGCACCCAAGCACAAGACGGAUUUCAAGAAAAUGGCAAUGCAAAUAGCCAUGGAAAGAGCCCUCCAAGCUGAGACUUACACCAAACAACUAGGUGCGAAGUGUCGGAAUGAACGCGAGAAGGCAGCUUGGUCCGAUUGUGUUAACCUCUACGAGAGCAUAAUUAUCCAACUCAAUAAAACACUCGACCCAAAUACCAAGUGUACCGAUUUUGAUACACAAACAUGGUUAAGUACAGCCUUAACAAAUCUUGAAACUUGUCGAACCGGGUUCGCUGAGCUAGGCGUUAAUUCAGACUACAUUUUACCUAGUCUCAUGUCCAACAAUGUGUCUGAAUUAAUUUGUAACACUUUGGCACUCAACAAUAUUAAUGGGUCCACUUUGAAGCAAACUUACAAAGAUGGUUUCCCAACUUGGGUUCAUCCAGGUGACAGAAAAUUGUUGCAAUUAUCUUCCAUAAGGCCAAAUAUAGUGGUGGCUCAAGAUGGUACGGGGAAUUUCCGGACAAUUAAAGCAGCGUUAGAUGCUGCUGCUAAAAGAAGCGGAAAUGGAAGGUUUAUUAUACAUGUGAAGCGUGGAGUUUACAGAGAAAAUUUGGAGAUUGGAAACAAAAUGAAGAAUAUUAUGUUGGUUGGUGAUGGGUUGAGGUACACCAUUAUCACGGGUAGCCGCAGUGUAGUAGGAGGUUCUACCACGUUUAAAUCUGCUACUGUUGCUGUUACUGGGGAAGGAUUCAUUGCUCGAGGCAUUACAUUCCGCAACACAGCUGGUCCACAAAACCAUCAAGCAGUUGCACUGCGUUCUGGAUCUGACCUAUCCGUUUUCUAUCGUUGUGGAUUUGAAGGAUAUCAAGACACGCUUUACGCCCAUUCACAAAGACAAUUCUAUAAAGAAUGCUACAUAUAUGGGACAGUUGACUUCAUUUUUGGUAACGCCGCAGUAGUUUUGCAAAACUGCAUGAUAUUUGCUAGGAAGCCAAUGGAUAAACAGAAGAUUACUAUAACAGCACAAGGCCGCACUGAUCCUAACCAAAAUACAGGAAUUUCAAUACACAAUUCGCGAGUUAUGGCAGCUUCUGAUCUUAGGCCUCUGCUAAGUACAUUCAAGACAUUUUUGGGAAGACCUUGGAAACAAUAUUCACGUACUGUUUUUAUGAAAACGUACCUUGAUUCAUUGGUAGAUCCUGCUGGUUGGCUAGAAUGGGAUGGUAAUUUUGCUUUAAAUACUCUCUACUAUGGAGAAUAUAGGAACAGUGGACCUGGAGCAUCGACUAGUAGGAGAGUCAGAUGGCGCGGAUAUCGAGUGAUCACAAAUUCAAAUGAAGCAGCAAAGUUCAGUGUGGAAAAUUUUAUUGCUGGUCGAUCAUGGUUGCCUGCAACCAAUGUGCCAUUUCGUGCUGGUCUCUAAUAACAUGAUUCUUUUAUAAUUGGUGUACUCCUUUUGGUUUUGUUUGGUUAAUCCAUGUUGUAUUGUUUUGCAAUUCUUAAUCGACAAGUGUGUUUUUGUAAAAGUUAUGUAUUAAUUGUACGUAAUAGGUGAAUAAGUAUCAAAGCAUCGGAUACUAUGAUCAACUCUUGUAAUGAUUGUAUUGGGGAAAAUUAAGUUCAUGUAUAGAAUUAAUUAUGAGGUGACAUGUCA
Molecule: messenger RNA, 1847 nt
Organism: Nicotiana attenuata
Lineage: Eukaryota; Viridiplantae; Streptophyta; Magnoliopsida; Solanales; Solanaceae
Product: pectinesterase 2-like
Exons: 2
Coding region: 48-1616 (522 amino acids)
Biological process (GO): cell wall modification
Molecular function (GO): pectinesterase activity; pectinesterase inhibitor activity
Source: RefSeq, a predicted model, not a curated record